CACGACAUAGCACUGUUCAUUAACGAUACUCCAGAUGGUCCUGUUGAAAUAUUAACGCGCUAUUAACGGAUAUUUUAAUAUUUUUAAUAGACCUGCGUACGUCAGGGAGAAAAUGCGAGCAAAUGAAUAUAUUUUAGUUACAUUUAGCCUGAGUGUACGUCAGCCUUAUUAAAAAAAGGAAAAAAAAAAAAAAAAGCCCUUGACGCUGGUUUGUGAACAGGCGUGUUUUGGACAGACUUAAGGACGCAAACAUGGCGGCCUCCUUAAGGCUAGGACAUCGAGCCGUUUUAACGGGUUUGAGGUUUAUUCCGUUUCAAAAAUGCCCUCAUGUAAGUCAGAGCUCGUCCAGGCAACUGUUUCAGUCUGCAUAUUUAUUAGGGGCUGCUCCUCUCAAAGUGCAGAUGCCUGCCCUCUCACCCACCAUGGAAGAGGGCAACAUCGUGAAAUGGCUGAAGAAGGAAGGUGAGGCAGUGGCAGUUGGCGACGCUCUCUGUGAAAUUGAGACAGACAAGGCUGUGGUUACCAUGGAAUCCAAUGACGACGGAGUACUAGCUAAAAUCCUGAUGGAGGAAGGUAGUAAGAAUGUGCGUUUAGGGACACUCAUUGCUUUGAUGGUCGAAGAAGGGGAAGACUGGAAACAAGUGGAAAUCCCUCCUCUUGUCUCCUCCCAGCCUGCUCCAGCUUCUCCCCCACCUGCAGCUGUACCGCCCUCCCCAACACCUGUAGCCCCGCCCUCCAGAGCUGCACCUGCCGUUGGACCGUUGCGGUUGAGUCCUGCUGCCAGACAUAUUUUAGACACACAUGGUUUGGAUCCUCACUUGGCCACAGCCACUGGACCACGAGGGCUCAUCACUAAAGAAGACGCUCUAAACCUCCUGAAGAAGGGAGAUGCAGGCCGACAAGCAGCUCCGGUGACUGCACCUCCUCCUGCUCCUCCAUCUCCUCCUUCUCCUCCUUCCUCCCCUCAUGUUCCUCCAUCAGCUCCAGUCUCAGGACGGCCUCUUCACCCAGCCAUCUCAGUGCCUGGAAAACCCGGAGCUCCAGGCACCUUCACAGAGAUCCCAGCCUCUAAUGUGCGAAGAGUGAUCGCACAGAGACUAACGCAGUCCAAAACCACCAUACCUCAUGCGUAUGCCUCAGUGGACUGUGAUGUGGGUGCCGUGAUGCAGCUUCGCAAAGAGCUAGCCCAAGAGGAAAUCAAGGUGUCUGUCAAUGAUUUCAUUAUCAAAGCUGCUGCUGUUACACUCAAAGAAAUGCCAGAAGUCAAUGUGACCUGGUCAGGAGAGGGACCCCAAGCGCUGGACUCCAUCCAUAUUUCCAUCGCCGUGGCGACCGAUCGUGGCCUCAUCACCCCCAUUAUCAAAGAUGCGGCACACAAAGGCGUGCAGGAGAUCGCCGCCAACGCCAAGGUGCUGGCUCAGAAAGCAAGAGCAGGGAAACUGUUACCAGAAGAAUAUCAGGGAGGAUCCUUCAGUAUCUCUAACCUGGGAAUGUUUGGCAUCAGCGGCUUCAGCGCAGUGAUUAACCCUCCUCAGGCGUGUAUCCUGGCAGUGGGGCGAUCCAGGGCCGAGCUGACACCGACAGCAGAGGGCCUCUGCACGCAACACCUAAUGACCGUCACCCUGUCCAGCGAUGGUCGUCUAGUAGACGAUGAGCUUGCCUCACGCUUCCUUGAAAAAUUUCGCAACAAUUUGGAGAAGCCCCAGCGCAUGGUCCUUGCUUAGUAAAGAGGACAGAAGAACAGAGGAGUAGAAAGAGGAGUAUAACAGACUGAAUGUUACCAAUGAUCUAGUAUAGCAAGGUUAGUUGACGUUCACGAAAGAAAGCUAUUUAAAAAAGAAUACCGGCACACAGGUAAAAUGAACCAUGUUACCCAAAUCCCUUCUUUAAUUUAUUUGUUGUUAAUGAAAAGAUUUUGUUUUGGUUCAUUUGGACUUGUAUUUUAAAGAUUUCACUAAUAUCAUAUUUUAAAAUGGGUCAGUGUAGAAAUAUAGCAGUUUAAUUUAUUAUUCUCAUAAAUUAGGUCUUCAAUUUUGGCCAGCUUUUUCCAAAUAUGCAUUCUUUCUACAUUUUCUCUGAAAUAUCAAAGGAAAUACAGUGAAAUCUCAAAUCCUCACCUUCCUAAGUGACACAACUGGCUGCCAGCUCACGUUCACAGAAGUGGGCAGUCACUUAGCCCUCUCCAUAUUCCUUCAGCUGCCCUACGACAUUACGUGAGCAGCAGUUAAAAAAGACAUGGUUGCUGACUUCACAUAUCUUGUUGGAAGAACGUGCUUACCUGAUAUUGCAAGGUGCUAUAUGAUGGAGAGACAAGAGAUUUAGACAUCCACUGGGAAUAAGCAACAACUAAUGCUUUAAAUGAGAAAAAUAAAUAAAUAAAUGGGAACUCUGUGGUGUCAUACACCAAACAGUAACACAAAAUAAAAUUGUCUACUGAAUCAA
Pangasianodon hypophthalmus (striped catfish) is the source of this 2442-nucleotide messenger RNA. RefSeq names its product pyruvate dehydrogenase complex component X (gene pdhx). Gene Ontology annotation, molecular function: acyltransferase activity. The record is from RefSeq and is a predicted model, not a curated record. Gene Ontology annotation, biological process: pyruvate decarboxylation to acetyl-CoA. The coding region runs from base 252 to 1724 and encodes 490 amino acids. The transcript has 11 exons. Gene Ontology annotation, cellular component: mitochondrion; pyruvate dehydrogenase complex. NCBI's taxonomy places the organism in Eukaryota, Metazoa, Chordata, Actinopteri, Siluriformes, Pangasiidae.